Molecule: messenger RNA, 24094 nt
Organism: Coregonus sp. 'balchen'
Lineage: Eukaryota; Metazoa; Chordata; Actinopteri; Salmoniformes; Salmonidae
Source: the annotation of a GenBank genome assembly
GGAAUCCUGUCCUGUAGUUUGACAACAGUUGCUCUCACCAGUUCUUACAGUAAGUUUCAUUCUUUGCUAUUCUUCCUAGCUAAGUAAAAUAAAGUACUUGAUGCAGACCUCGCUUCCGUGACAAUCCACUCUAACAAUAUUGCAAGUUAGAGAGUUAACGUAAGUAGGAGUAACCACCUAGCCAAUUUCUCAACCUAACAAUGUUAGCAAGCUAGCUACCUUCGAGGGCAACUUGUGCCAGUAACAUUGCAGGCUGUAAAAUGGCCUGUUAACCAUGAAUUUCAGCGUCAUAUCAUCAUCCAGAUUCUUUCAGCCUCUGUGAACAGGUAAUGUUAGCAAGCUACAAACAAACAAUUGCCAUGUUUUAUAACUAAACCAAGAUAGACCAUAGCCUGUCGUUUCCAAUGGAAACAAAUUAGUCAUAGUGGGCAGAACAAGCAAGGAGGUGGGCAGAGCCAACCACGAGCUAGCAAGAUCCUAUUGGCGCGUUGUAGCAUACAUCUGCAUAUAUCCAUUAGGGGAACGCCUCCUCUUUGAAGUACGCGUGUGCAGUAACUAAAUUCUCAUUUGCACUCCUAAACAACGCGAUUUUUAUAAACGUUUGCAAAGGGUAAAGUCUACAAAACUUAGUCUACUCUGUUCAUAACAGAUUCUAGUUUUGGGAACAAAAAACUGUAUUGAGAUCAAAUGUUUAAUUGAUGAGAAAAUUUGCAGAAUGUAGGCCAAAAUCCAUCUCGUUCCAUCUUCUUCCAAUGCCAGCCAGUGGGCUUCCUCUCACUACCAUAUUUGGUAGUGAGGAGAAACGCCAAUCAGAUGCUUCACAUUUAUACAUUCGGUGAAAUAUCUUUCUCAUUGUUCUAUCCGGUAACAUUUUACAGACUAUGAUGCGAAAGAAGAGACGCCCCUCUGUGGACAAAAGCGAAAGUGCUGCACCACCAGAUGUGUCAAGUAAGGCUCCCAAACAAACCAAACCACCAGACUGAGUCUGUUUACAACUUUGUCUGUCUCGUGCCAUGAGUCCAAUGCACUAACUAGCUAGCUACAUGCACUGUGGGUCAGUUCAUUAGGGCUCUAUCCCCUCCCUCAUUCAGAGUCCAAGAAGAGUAGGACCACUGGCCGUCAGUCCAAGACCAUGGCUCAGGAGGGCACCCAUAUUGACUCUGUCUUUGGCCAAUUUCUGCACGAGGCUGGUGUUAUCUUGAGUCAGGGCAGUACAUCCAAUGAGAUUGGUAAGCAAGACACACACCCUCAACAGUCACUCAUAAACAUAUUGACUGACUAUUGUUUUAAACUGGAAAUUGUUGGAUAAUGCAUAAUUGUAUUGCUUUGUAAGCUGUGGACCAAGUGGUUUUCCAAAAGAGACUGCAGCAACGACUGAAAAAGAGUCCCAGAUACCCCGGUGUGAGUAUAAUGUUUCAAAUACUGUCUUUGGUAUUGCACGUUCUAUAAAGCGUGUUGCCUAAUAAAGCAGACUGUGAUACCGCCAUGGUUACACUGAGAUUAAUGCCAUACAUUUGUUUGGAACAUGUCCCUUCAUGAGCUCAACAAGCCAGAAUGUUGAAUAACAUUUCAUUUGAACGUACUCUAUCAGUUGUCUGGUUGGUCCUUAUUCGGGUUGAAAUUUGAGAAGAAAUAUCCACAAGAAACUAUUAUUAACCCGACUUUUCAAAACGCUGGUACUGUCAUUGCGAUUUCUAUCACCUGGCACAUGCGCAAAACCAUGUAAACACCUGCAAGACUUCGGUUAUUCUGCAUGCAUUGUGUGCAUGUACUUCCGUUUUGUGCGUGUGCCUUAGGUGAUGAGCAAACAAAUUGUGAUAACCACAAACUGAGACUGCGUUUUGAAGUUGGUUUAAUAAUACUUUCCUGUGGGUAUGUUAUCUUCAUGUUAGAGACGAGAGUCGACAGUCCACACUCAAAAUUGUAAAGGCUAUAAAACGUGCCUGAUUUUCUAACCUUGAUGGCCAACAGAUUGUGCAGGAGUUCAUCACAGGACUGGAGUCUCACAUUGAGGAUCCUGAGAGGUUCAGGAACUGUCUCCUCCCCUGUGUACCACGCCUGGCCGAUGGGUACUCAAGGUAACCCCACACAUCACACAGCCCUAAGGAUAGCAGGGUACCUGGCUCUCUCAGUGGGGGCCAUCAAAUUCUAAUAAAGCUUUGCUCAGUGGCAGUAUAGAAUUUUCAAAUUGUUACAUGGAAACAUAAAUGUCAUUAUGAUUCGACACCUGUGUCACUUUGUGUCCUGUCUGUGGUCCAGCUCUGUCAGCUCAUUUCAGGAGAGUCUGCUGCGCAUGCUGCUGGGGAUCGAGAUGCUGCAGGUAUGACAGCCUCUCUCUAUGCAAGAACACAUUGGCCUGAGUAGUGUCUGAACUGUGAUGUCUUUCCUUGUCAUUGGCCACUAGGUGUGAACUGUGAAUGUAACCACAAUUUCAAAUGGAACCUGAAACCCACGUUCUUUUCUUUUUGUUGUAGACUUUGGUAAUCAACACUUUGUUUGAGAAGCUUCCCGAGUUCAUGUUUGAUGGGUAAGGGCUUUUUUUUAAAAACAUUUUGUUUGUUGCCAUACACAUACAAGUUGACUAUAUAGAUUUUCUUGUACUCUAACCAAAUUACCCUUUACAUUUGCCUUUCUAUUCCCUGUAGUGCUGGAGAGGAUGGCCUCAAUAUCCCUCGUGUUAUUGUCAACCAGCUCAAGUGGUUAGACAGAGUCAUAGACAGCAAGGUACUCAUAUUACUAUGACAGCAGAUCUAACCUAUACUCUACACUUAUUCCACCUGUAUAUUCCCACUAAGUAGCAGGGCCUGACUGACUUCCUUCUGACCUAAUUGUACCCUGUCACUAUAGGAGUUAGCAGGUAAGCUGAUGCAGCUGGUUUCCGUGGCGCCGGUUGAGAUACAGCGUGACAUCAUCACCAGUCUGCCAGAGAUCCUGGAGGACUCCCAGCACAGUGACAUUGCCAGGGAGCUAAAGUGGGUGGAGCCCUGUUAGAGGCAGUCUAGUGUUGUGUGUUGUGAUAUGUGAUGUCAUGAUAAGAUGUUCACAUCACUGGGACUAUCUGCUGUUUCUCCCCCCUAUUCUCUCUCCUUUCCUCUUUAGCUCCUUACUCCAGGAAAACACUCAGCUGACUGUGCCAAUCCUGGAUGCCUUCUCAAGCUUGAAUCUGAGCUCCACUCUGUUGGCUGAGGUAGCCCCCCACACACAAACACACACAUGGUCUGUAGUCCAUUUAUUGUUGUUUCUGGCUAAAGCUCUCAUUGGGGAGUCAAUAAGAGUAGAAUUACACUGUGUUGGAUCUGUUCAAUGAUUCAUGAUGUGUUCACAGCUCAGGGCUUAUUUACGCAAAGGUGUAUUUCACUCACCGACACUGACAUCAUUUGUCCCUGAAACAAUUAUGCUAUUGACUGAUUGCCUAUGUACUUACAUUUAUCCUGAGGAAAUUACAUCAAGUGGCUCGUUGACUAAUAGCUGCCUUUAGAGUAACUAUAGUCUAUGAGCGUGGUUCUUACUUAGAUGUGUCAAAGUCGCGUCAAUUCAAAUCUGGUAUUAGGAACAAAAGAGGUCAACACGACUUCUAAGAUAUACUAGUUAUUUUAAUUAAUGCAAAAACCUUCAAUGGUAAAUAUGAUGUUUCGUAUAUACGGGCUCUCUGAAAUACCUCACAGGGCGCUUCAGAGAACUAACAACAUUGUUUUAGAAACAAUACCCAAAUACUCUGACAGAGAAAGUUUCCCACUUCUCUGCUGGCCAAUUAGAGUAGAGGACUGAGUGUGGUUUAAACUUACUCAGCCAAUCCAUUGAUUCAGGGGUUGGUCUCAUCUCCUUGGCGCCAUUUGUUGCACACUUCAGCCAGGCACAAGAUUAUCAUAACAACCUAUCAUAGUGAGAAGAGCCAGCUCCCUUAUACAUCAUUCCUACGUCCAAGGAAGGCUCACAGAUCACAAAGAACCAGUAUAGUCUAGCAUUUGAAGACACAUCCUUAUCUCAUUUUACCCCCUAAAACAGCUCUUCACAUCAAUCACAGCCUUGCCAGGUGUCACAGCCUACAUUAGCCCAGUCAAGAAUGCAUUCUUUCUAAGUUAGUCAUCCCAUCAAUUUAGGAGAAUGAUAAAUCCCCAAUAGAUGAGACAGUCAUUUUCUAUUUACACAUACACAUUUGUUUUGCAUCUACAAACUGCUCCUUUACCACAAAGUUGUACUAAAAAUCAAUACAUUACAACGAUACAGACAAUAUUGCACACCCCAUAAUGUACACUUGUCCUAAAACGUCUGGUGUCUCUGUGGUCCUGUGUGUCAGGUGCGUGUGGCUGUCAUGGCCACCCUAUCUGCUGUCCAGCUGGAGGACCUGCCUGUGGUGGUGAAGUUCAUUCUGCACUCCAUCUCUUCCUCAGACGCCCUAGAGGUCAGAGGUCACACACAGUGGUGUCACUGCAUGUAGUCUUGCACAUCUCUUUCUAAUAACAAGAACAAAUGAAAAGUGCCUCACAAAUAGUUUCUAUAUGACCACCACACAAAAUGUUUCCCCAUUACAGACCACAAUCUGCAGUGAUGAUGAUGUGUAUUGGUCUCACUGAGUGGUGCCGGGUUCUCUGUGGGGUAUCAGGUGGUGUGUGACCUUCGGAAGAAGCUGGAGCUGGAGCUGUGUGUUUUCCCUCUGGUGCUGCAGGCUUCUCAGAGCCGCAUGAAGAACAAGGGGACAACCGAGUGAGACACUUUGCUCCAACACACUCCAACACACUUAAACACCAACACACUCCCAUCACCGCAGAGCACCAGUGCAUACUGUUAUCAAUCCACAUAACACUACCUUUAGUGGGAUUUUACAUUUAAAAUUAUUCUAAAUGGCAAGGCCACUUGUAUUAGUUUCUGGUCAAAUUUUUCCACCAGGUCCUCCAACACCUCAGCAUCCAGCAGCAGCCAGGACAGUGUUGCCUUGGUGUUGGAUGGCAUUAAGUCUGCAGUGCGCUUCCAGAAGACCAUCUCUGAGGCCUGGCUUAAGGUAGGGAGAAUAGGUAACGCUACAGUCGUAUAUCAACAGCCAGUAACUAUUUCACCAUGUGACUCUCCCUGUGUUGUUCUGCAGGCCAUAGAGAAUGUAGACACUGCAGAGGAUCACAAGGUAAGUCUGAUACAUCUUUCUCUGAUUCUCCUCUUCUCUCUAUGCCUACAAUUUCAUAUGGGCUGGUACUUGGCAGAUUACUUGUUGAUCCUGUGUGUGUGUGUGUGUGCGCGCGCACGUAUUUGUGUGUCUGUCGGUCAGGUCAUUGACCUGCUGGUGCUGUUCAUCCUGCACUCCACCAAUGCCAACCACAGCCGGCGUGGGGCUGAGAGGGUGCUGAAGGUCAAAGUGAGAGCAGGACAGAUCCAGGAGGCUUUGCUACAGAAAACCUUCAGGGGCUACGCACAGGUGGGAAAGUCCUGUUACAGUAGUCCUGUCUGUCUCUAAGUGAAGCUUGUCCUUGGCUCCAUUCUUGUUCCUAUUGUCGCUGCUCAAUAGAACUCCGUCCGUGGGCAGAACGGCGCUAACUCUGAACGUCAACUGACAAGCUAGUGGCUAUAGGUUCCAGUGUGAUAACAUGGGCUUUUUCUAAAUGAAAUCCAUAGAAUACUAAAUAAAAUUGGGCCUAAUAUAUACACUGCUCAAAAAAAUAAAGGGAACACUAAAAUAACACAUCCUAGAUCUGAAUGAAUGAAAUAAUCUUAUUAAAUACUUUUUUCUUUACAUAGUUGAAUGUGCUGACAACAAAAUCACACAAAAAUUAUCAAUGGAAAUCAAAUUUAUCAACCCAUGGAGGUCUGGAUUUGGAGUCACCCUCAAAAUUAAAGUGGAAAACCACACUACAGGCUGAUCCAACUUUGAUGUAAUGUCCUUAAAACAAGUCAAAAUGAGGCUCAGUAGUGUGUGUGGCCUCCACGUGCCUGUAUGACCUCCCUACAACGCCUGGGCAUGCUUCUGAUGAGGUGGCGGAUGGUCUCCUGAGGGAUCUCCUCCCAGACCUGGACUAAAGCAUCCGUCAACUCCUGGACAGUCUGUGGUGCAACGUGGCGUUGGUGGAUGGAGCGAGACAUGAUGUCCCAGAUGUGCUCAAUUGGAUUCAGGUCUGGGGAACGGGCGGUCCAUAGCAUCAAUGCCUUCCUCUUGCAGGAACUGCUGACACACUCCAGCCACAUGAGGUCUAGCAUUGUCUUGCAUUAGGAGGAACCCAGGGCCAACCGCACCAGCAUAUGGUCUCACAAGGGGUCUGAGGAUCUCAUCUCGGUACCUAAUGGCAGUCAGGCUACCUCUGGUGAGCACAUGGAGGGCUGUGCGCCCCCCAAAGAAAUGCCACCCCACACCAUGACUGACCCACCGUCAAACCGGUUGCAGGCAGCAGAACGUUCUCCACGGCGUCUCCAGACUCUGUCACGUCUGUCACGUGCUGUGUGAACCUGCUUUCAUCUGUGAAGAGCACAGGGCGCCAGUGGCGAAUUUGCCAAGCUUGGUGUUCUCUGGCAAAUGCCAAACGUCCUGCACAGUGUUGGGCUGUAAGCACAACCCCCACCUGUGGACGUCGGGCCCUCAUACCACCCUCAUGGAGUCUGUUUCUGACCGUUUGAGCAGACACAUGCACAUUUGUGGCCUGCUGGAGGUCAUUUUGCAGGGCUCUGGCAGUGCUCCUCCUGCUCCUCCUUGCACAAAGGCGGAGGUAGCAGUCCUGCUGCUGGGUUGUUGCCCUCCUACGGCCUCCUCCACGUCUCCUGAUGUACUGGCCUGUCUCCUAGUAGCGCCUCCAUGCUCUGGACACUACGCUGACAGACACAGCAAACCUUCUUGCCACAGCUCGCAUUGAUGUGCCAUCCUGGAUGAGCUGCACUACCUGAGCCACUUGUGUGGGUUGUAGACUCCGUCUCAUGCUACCACUAGAGUGAAAGCACCGGCAGCAUUCAAAAGUGACCAAAACAUCAGCCAGGAAGCAUAGGAACUGAGAAGUGGUCUGUGGUCACCACCUGCAAAACCAGUCCUUUAUUGGGGGUGUCUUGCUAAUUGCCUAUAAUUUCCACCUGUUGUCUAUUCCAUUUGCACAACAGCAUGUGAAAUUUAUUGUCAAUCAGUGUUGCUUCCUAAGUGGACAGUUUGAUUUCACAGAAGUGUGAUUGACUUGGAGUUACAUUGUGUUGUUUAAGUGUUCCCUUUAUUUUUUUGAGCAGUGUAUUUUAUAUUUGAGAUUCUUCAAAUAGCCACCCUUUGCCUUGAUGACAGCUUUGCACACUCUUGGCAUUCUCUCAACCAGCUUCAUGAGGUAGUCACCUGGAAUGCAUUUCAAUUAACAGGUGUGCCUUCUUAAAAGUUAAUUUGUGGAAUUUCUUUCCUUCUUAAUGCGUUUGAGCAGUUGUGUUGUCAUAUUAUGGCAAGAACAGCUCAAAUAAGUAAAGAGAAAUGACAGUCCAUCAUUACUUUAAGACACGAAGGUCAGUCAAUCCGGGAAAUUUCAAGAACUUUGAUAGUUUCUUCAAGUGCAGUCGCAGAAACCAUCAAGUGCUAUGAUGAAUCUGGCUCUCAUGAGGACCGCCACAGGAAAGGAAGACCCAGAGUGCCCUCUGCUGCAGAGGAUAAGUUCAUUAGAGUUACCAGCCUCAGAAAUUGCAGCCCAAAUAAAUGCUUCACAGAGUUCAAGUAACAGACACAUCUCAACAUCAACUGUUCAGAGGAGACUGCGUGAAUCCGGCCUUCACGGUCGAAUUGCUGCAAAGAAACCACUACUAAAGGACACCAAUAAUAAGAAGAUACUUGCUUGAGCCAAGAAACACCAGCAAUGGGCAUUAGACCGGGGUAAAUCAGUCCUUUGGUCUGAUGAGUCCAAAUAGAACAUUUUUGGUUCCAACCGCCGUGUCUUUGUGAGACGCAGAGUAGGUGAACGGAUGAUCUCUGCAUGCUUAGCUCCCACCGUGAAGCAUGGAGGAGGAGGUGUGAUGGUGUGGGGGUACUUUGCUGGUGACACUGGCUACCGCAAAGCUGUCAUUAAGGCAAAGGGUGGCUACUUUGUAGAAUCUAAAAUAUAUUUUGAUUUGUUUAACACUUUUUUGGGUACUACAUGAUUCCAUAUACUUUAUUUCAUAGAUAUAUACGUUAUUUCAUUGAUGUUGAAAAUAGUAAAAACAAAGAAAAACACUUGAAUGGGUAGGUGUGUCCAAUCAUUUGACUGGUACUGUGUGUGUGUGUAUAUGUGUAUAUAUAACAUACACACAAAAGUAUGUGGACACCCCUUCAAAUUAGUGGAUUUGGCUAUUUCAGCCACACCCGUUGCUGACCGGUGUGGUCAUGCAAUCUCCAUAGAUAAACAUUGGCAGUAGAAUGGCCUUACUGAAGAGCUCAGUGACUUUCAACAUGGCACCGUCAUAGGAUGCCAUCUUUCCAACAAGUCAGUUCGUCAAAUUUCUGCCCUGCUAGAGCUGCCCCAGUCAACUGUAAGUGCUGAUAUUGUGAAAUGGAAACGUCUAGGACGACAACGGCUCAGCUGCGAAGUGGUAGGCCACAUGAGCUCACAGAACGGGACCGGCGAGUGCUGAAGCGUGUAAAAAAUGUCUGUCCUCGGUUGCAACACUCACUACCGAGUUCCAAACUGCCUCAGGAAGCAACGUCAGCACAAUAACUGUUAGUCGUGAGCUUCAUGAAAUGGGUUUCCAUGGCCGAGCAGCCGCACACAAGCCUAAGAUCACCAUGGGCAAUGACAAGUGUCGGCUGGAGUGGUGUAAAGCUUGCCGCCAUUGGACUCUGGAGCAGUGGAAACGCAUUCUCUGGAGUGAUGAAUCACGCUUGACCAUCUGGCAGUCUGACUGACGAAUCUGGGUUUGGCGUAUGCCAGGAGAACGCUACCUGCCCCAAUGCAUAGUGCCAACUGUAAAGUUUGGUGGAGGAGGAAUACUUGUAUGGGGCUGGUUAUCAUGGUUCGGUUUAGGUUUUUAGUUCCAGUGAAGGGAAAUCUUAACGCUACAGCAUACAAUGACUUUCUAGAUGAUUCUAUGCUUCCAACUUUGUGGCAACAGUUUGGGGAAGGCCCAUUCCUAUUUUAGCAUGACAAUUCCCCCAUGCACAAAGCGAGGUCCAUACAGAAAUGGUUUGUUGAGAUCAGUGUGGAGAAACCUGACUGGCCUGCACAGAGCCCCGAUCUCAACCCCAUCGAACACCUUUGGGAUGAAUUGGAUCGCCGACUGCGAGCCAGGCCUAAUCGCCCAACAUCAGUGCCCGACCUCACUAAUGCUCUUGUGGCUGAAUGGAAGCAAGCCUUCCCAGUAGAGUGGAGGCUUUUAUAGCAGCAAAGGGGGGGACUAACUCCACAUUAAUGCCCAUGAUUUAGGAAUGAGAUAUUAUACAAGCAGGUGUCCACAUACUUCGACGAGCAGGUGAAAACUUUGCCACAGAUGGAAACCACUGGCCUAUCUUUGACUUGGCCAACUGUUUUUAUCUCCACAUUUUUGGCAUCUUUCAUAAAUUGCGGCCGCCAAUCCACCAUAGAAAUUGUUAGAAAGAAUAAGAUGAAGUUCCGUUAAUAUGGAUAACAUUUGAAAGAGGGCUAAUAUGUGUUUUCCUACAUUGUAAUGGACACAAUGCAACCUUUAGUAGGUAACGUUAGGCUGCUGGCAGGCUUUGGCUGUGGUACAGCAAAGCCAAGUCAGCCUGUGCUCAUGGUUCUCACAGGGGAAAUUAAAUGAUAGGCUACAAUGACUUUGCUCAUGGUCAUGCACCCCGCAAAUUUACAUGUAACUAUAAGUUCCUUGAAUUUUCUUUCGCGGAUGCCUUUUCAUUAUCUUGAUAGACACUUGUGGUUUCUAGCUAACGUGUAGUUAAGCAAAACUUUAGUGGUCAAAACCAUUCAUCUUGGGGGAGCGGGUUUGCAAAAUGCUAUCAUAUCAUGCAAUUAUACCAUUUUAUAAAAUGGUCAGAGAUACAGUGCAAUUGGAAAAUAUUCAGACCCCUUGUCUUUUUCCACAUUUUGUUACUUUACAGCCCUUUUCUAAAAUUGAUUAAAUACAUAUUUUUCCUCAUCAAGCUACACACACACACAGUGAAAACAGGUUUUUAGAAAUUUUGCAAAUUUCUUACAAAUAAAUAACAGAUACCUUAUUUACAUAAGUAUUCAGACCCUUUGGUUUGAGACUAGAAAUUGAGCUCCGGUGCAUCUUGUUUCCAUUGAUCAUCCUUGAUGUUUGUACAACUUGAUUGGAGUCCACCUGUGGUAAAUUCAAUUGAUUGGACAUGAUUUGAAAAGGCACACAUCUGUCUUUAUAACGUCCCACAGUUGACAAUGCAUGUCAGUGCAAAAACCAAGCCACGAGGUUGAAGGAAUUGUCCGUAGAGUUCAGAGACAGGAUUGUGUCGAGGCACAGAUCUGGGGAAGGGUACCAAAAAAUUUCUACAGCAUUGAAGGUCCCCAAGAACACAGUGGCCUCUAUCAUUCUUAAAUGGAAUAAGUUUGGAACCACCUAGACUCUUCCUAGAGCUGGCCGCCCGGCCAAACUGAGCAAUCGGGGGAGAAGGGCCUUGGUCAGGGAGGUGACCAAGAACCCGAUGGUCACUCUGACAGAGCUCCAGAGUUCCUCUGUGGAGAUGGGAGAACCUUCCAGAAGGACAACCAUCUCUGCAGCACUCCACCAAUCAGGCCUUUAUGGUAGAGUGGCCAGACGGAAGCCACUCCUCAGUAAAUGGCACAUGACAACCCACUUGGAGUUGAAGAAACCAAAAUUGAACUCUUUGGCCUGAAUGCCAAGCGUCACGUCUGGAGGAAACCUGGCACCAUCGCUACGGUGAAGCAUAGUGGUGGCAGCAUCAUGCUGUGGGGAUCUUGAGCUCCUGAGUGGUGCAGUGGUCUAAGGCACUGCAUCGCAGUGCUAACUGUGCCACUAGAGAUCCUGGUUCGAAUCCAGGCUCUGUCGCAGCCGGCCGCGACCGGGAGACUCAUGGGCGGCGCACAAUUGGCCCAGCGUCGUCCAGGGUAGGGGAGGGAAUGGCCGGCAGGGAUGUAGCUCAGUUGAUAGAGCAUGGCGUUUGCAACGCCAGGGUUAUGGGUUCGAUUCCCACGGGGGGCCAGUAUAAAAAAAAGAAGAAAAAAAAAGAUAUGUCUUCACUAACUGUAAGUCGCUCUGGAUAAGAGCGUCUGCUAAAUGACUUAAAAUGUAAAUGUAAAAAUGUUUUUCAGUGGCAGGGACUGGGACACUAGUCAGGAUCGAGGGAAAGAUGAACGUAGCAAAGUACAGAGAGAUCCUUGAUGAAAACCUGCUACAGAGGAGGACCUUAGACUGGGGCGAAGGUUCACCUUCCAAGAGGACAACGACCCUAAGCACACAGCCAAGACAACGCAAGAGUGGCUUCGGGACAAGUCUCUGAAUGUCGUUGAGUGGUCCAGCCAGAGCCCAGACUUGAACCUGAUCUAACAUCUCUGGAGAGACCUGAAAAUAGCUGUGCAGCGACGCUCCCCAUCCAACCUGACCAGAGCUUGAGAGGAUCUGCAGAGAAGAAUGGGAGACACUUCCCAAAUACAGGUGUGCCAAGCUUGUAGCAUCAUACCCAAGAAGAAUCGAGGCUGUAAUCACUGCCAAAGGUGCUUCAACAAAGUACUGAGUAAAGGGUCUGAAUACUUAUGUAAAUGUGAUAUUUCAGUCUACAAGUGUUUAUACAUUCGAAUUUUUUUUAUAAAAACCUUUUUUUGUUUUGUCAUUAUGGGGUAUUGUGUGUAGAUUGAUGAGGGGGAAAAAAACUAUUUAAUCCAUUUUAGAAUAAGGCUGUAACGUAACAAAAUGUGGAAAGUCAAGGGGUCUGAAUACUUUCCGAAUGCACUGUGUGUGUGUGUGUGUGUGUGUGUGUGUGUGUGUGUGUGUGUGUGUGUGUGUGUGUGUGUGUGUGUGUGUGUAUGUAUGUAUGUAUGUGUGUGUGUGUAUAUAUAUAUAUAUAUAUAUAUAUAUAUAUAUAUAUAUAUAUAUAUAUAUAUAUAUAUAUAUAUAAUUUUAUUUUUUUAUACAGACUAGCUAAAAAAAUAAGUGCAAAUUCAUUUGUGCCAUGGUUCAGGUGGACACAAGGCUGUUUGGCUCAUCUCAGUCACGAAGAGGAAUAACUUUGCAGCUGUUUCUGAUGUAUGAACAAUGCCAUGCUGGUGGAUGGUAACAUUCAAAUAAAACCCUGCCCUGAAAUGAAACGUUUGCUGAAAAUAAUUUGUAUGUCAUAUCAUAGGAAAAGACACCGCAUUCACACGGAUUUGAACGAAGUGGGCAGUUUGGAUUUGUCACUUCAAGCCCAAAUAUAAAAUACUUUGCCUAAAACAAUGACUUAUUGACUUAAAUCGUUGUGCAACAUCAUGGGUAAGCUCUGGCCAUCGUUUUUAGCUUGAAAAAGUGGAUUUCUACUGACAUGGGUGUUUAAGGUUCUAAUAUUGUAGAGAACAAUCCAUUAAUAAUUGUAUGUGAUUCGUAAUGACAUAGGGCAAAGAAAACUACGUUUAGACAUUCAUUUAGUAGCACCCUCUUGAAUUUACCCGUAUUUCACUACAUUCUAGAGCAGUGAGUGAACGCCCUAUGGUAUACAGCUGAGGGAUGGAACGGGCUGAGGAAAGGGAAGCCGAUUUAGAAAAUAAAUAGUAUAAGGUCAAGAUGAGCUGUGUGACUGAGGUGUUAAUGUGGUGCUGAUGCUGUGUGUGUUUCAGGUGAUGCGAGGUUACUUUCCCUCCAUCUUGGCCCUGGCCCAGAGUCUGCUGCGUUCCCCUGACCCUUGUGUGGUGCCCAUCGGUGGACACAUGUACAAACUCUCAUUCACUGCCUUUGACUCCUACUGCCAGCAGGUAUGUGCGUGUGUGUAUAAUUGUAUCUUUAUGUAUGUGUGCUGGCUAAAAUAUGCUUCAUGUCCUCAUUUCCAUUGUCAAGAGUUUUCAGUUCUUGUUCUUUGUGUGAGUCUGUUCAAUGGUAUCUUAUGGUUCUUUCUGUGUUGUCUUCUGUUAGGAGGUGGUGGGCUCCCUGGUGACCCAUGUCUGCAGUGGAGUGGGUGGCGAGGUGGACGUGGCUCUGGAGCUGCUGUGUGGCCUGGUGACAGAGAAACCCUCUGAGAUGGCCCUCUACGCCGUCUUCGUCAAGGUGAGGACUCAACUGUCCCCAAGACAUGUCUCCAGCAGAUCACAAGCCAUCUAUCUAUUCUGUAUUUGACUGAGAGUUGUCCUCAGCAGGGUCGGUGUUACUAACCUGUCCCUGGUGUGUGUGUGUGAAGGGUAUCCUGGACUACAUGGACAACCUGACUCCCCAGCAGAUCCGCAGGCUCUUCCACCUGCUCAGUAGCCUGGCCUUCGGACAGCAGCAGCAAGGCACCCACAUCCAGGUGAGGGGAUCAGACACUGUGGGGCAAUCAUGGAUAUAUAGGCCUAUUCAAUUUCUAUGGGAGCAGCACUGAGUGCUGUACUGUGUACCUACCUACCAUCUCUGUGGUGUGGUUAUGUGGUGCCCACCAUGACUAUAUACUGUUUUUAUCUGUAUAUCAUUCUCUUGUAUCUUUCUCCCCGUGUCAUUCUUUGUCACAUAUCCACAUCUGUUUCCCCUGUCUCUGUUCUCCUCAGGAUGACAUGCACAUAGUGGUCCGUAAGCAGCUCUCCAGCACCGUGCCCAAGUACAAGCGCAUCGGCAUCAUCGGUGCUGUCAUGGUGGUGGGCAGCAUGGGGGCCUGCAGGUACGAACUGCUGCCCUCUCACAUCCACUCUGCACUUACAGACUUAAUCCUGUUAGCUCCUGGUGGAAAAAAGAGCCCCAACAAUGCUUCUCAUUUUUCCACUCAGUAGGGAGACUAAUUAUAGUGCCUCAAUAUAGUUUCCAUUUCUCAAAUUCUGUAUUCAUCUGAGUCUUGUCUCUAGGCCCAAAGUUGAGGAUUCUCAAGGUGGCACAUUGCCCAAGGAGACAUACAGACAGGUGAGGAGUAUAGGCAGGACUACUGUCUAUGUACAGUCUGAAUAAAGGGCUGAUCCACUGUCUCUCAGAGAGUUUUCCUUUCCUGGUGCUGGGAGAAUGCCUGUAAGUGGAUGGUGUGUGCUGACCUCUCUGUGUAGGUGACGGCUCUGCUGGAGCUGGUGCGGUCGUGCAGUGACAGCUCUCCUGAAGCUGCUGCUCUCUACUAUGACGAACUAGCCAACCUGGUGCUCACCUGCACUCUGGACCCUCUGGUGCAGGUCUGCCUCUCACAUACACCCUCAAGACACACGUUAUAGCUCUUUUAUGGUCCUCUUUCAAAGAUACUUUACCUUUUAUCAUCCAAAUGGACCCUUUAUUGUAGAUUUUAAACACUGGGACACUGCCAUAUUUUAAAGGGUAGCUAUUAACCCUGCCACUGUGGAUCUGGUGUAUUCACUCAGGCCUGGAUAGGGAAGAGUGUGCUGGAGGACUUCCAGGAAGACUUUGUGGUGGAUCUUGGACCAGAUAUAACUGGGUGAGUGAGUGGUGCACUACUGUCCAGGGAAUGGGUGGGGGUAAUAUAGGUCAACUGCAUACGGCUGGCAGCAAGUCAUUACAGAACUGUACUUAUGUUAUGUCUUGACGUUUCAAGAAAUCAUCAAUGUGUAUUUUGUAAAUAGUGUGUUGUGUAGCCAGUUGUCCUGACCAUGUAACCGGGUCCAGGCCCUAGUAAUAACUUACCUUCUGCUGUCCCUCCUCCUGUAUGUCCUAGGUCCUUCCCCUUCCCCGCUUGUAUGAUGUACAACCUGGACGAUGAGGAGAGUCAGGGAGGCAUCGCCAUCAACCUGCUGCGACUACUGUCUGAUGACCUCCAACACAAGGGGGAGCUGUGGAGCCAGACUGGGAAAAGCAAGACACAGAGGUCAGACACUAGUUUGGCUACAGAUUUGAUUAUCUAAUGCAAAACAAUGCAGAAUGUCCAUACAGAGUUUAAUCAUAUGGAUAAAGCAAUAGAUUUCAGUUGCUGCCAAACUAUGAAGUGUUAUUGAAUGGUUUGAAGUGGAUCAUCUAAACAAUGUAUUUCUCUCUGUUCUGUGUGGUACUAUAGGCGAGUGUCUUCUCUGUGCCUGUCUCCGUUCUUCCGGCUGCUCAGGCUGUGUGAGGAGCAGCAGCAUCAGGGAGACCUGGAGGAGAUAGAUGCCCUACUGGGUGAGGAGGAAUCCUGUGUUUUGUCUGAUGGAGCAGGAACACACAUCAACUGGUUCUCACUGGGCCAAAAAGUCUACUGAACUAUGUACAAGUACUUUUUGAAAAUGAGAACACUUCAGGCACUGUAGAUCAUGUAUGGCUAGUAACACAGCAGCAGACACAUGGUGUUUCAACACGGCCUGCUGGGAGUGUAGUAGAUCUGCUCUGGUUCUUGCAGUUCUAAUGGGAGUUUGUAUGUGUGGGUGUCUGUUUGCAGGCUGCCCUCUGAUCCUAACUGACAUGGAUGUGGUGGAGAAGUCCGAGAGCCUGUCCAAGCCUGAGAGAGAGUUCCUCUGUGGCCUGCUCUUCCACACCAUCAACUGGUUUAGAGAGGUUACUACAGCUCUGUCUUAGAUGAGAAUUCUGGUCUAUAGCAAGACACGUAUAUUUGCUGUGGAGUCCAUAUGAUUUCUUUGUGUUUUAUAUGCCAAUGUGAGUGUAUUUUUGCGCACAGACCUUUAGUGUGUACGUGUGUGUUUUUCAGGUUGUGAAUGCAUUCUGCAGUCAGAAAGAUCCUGAGAUGAAGAUGAAGGUGGUAACUCGUCUUCAGAACAUCACCUACCUCCAGACUCUGUUGGAGCGGACUUUGGCAGGUACUAUACUGCCCUGAAACACUACUAUAACACAAUGGACAGGAAAUUAAAAUGUCAACCCCAUUUUAUCAACACUUUUCUGAUCAAAAUGUUUAAAUCUUACAUGCUUUAGAAAAUGUGAGAAUUCCAUGGACUGUUAUUUUGACUAUCCCUGCUUUUUUUGUUUCAAUUAAUUUGACCAUUCCUGCUUUUGUGUUUCAGCAACCCCUGGCUAUGCUCCUCCUCUAGCCAACUUUGAUGGGGAGAGUACAGACGGAGCUCCACUGCCUAGCUCCUCUGCUGCUCCAAAGAAGGGAAAGAAAGGUAAGCAGGCCUAAAAGGGACAUACCUUCCUCUGUAUACUGACCAGGGGAAAUAUAAGAAAAAAUAUUCCUCUUUCCUGAGAUGAGAUUCAACACUUAUUGUGGUGGUUGUCUUGCAGAGGGUACUGGUAAGAAGAGGAAAGCCACUGCUAAGAACUCGUCAGCAGACACCUCUCAGCUGGAGGAGGGCACGGAGGCAGAGGAGACCCAGCAGGUUAACACCCACACAGAGGUCUGACCUCUCACCUCCGUCACAUGAUGUGACUGUUACACACAAUACUCUCUUUAUCAGGACUGGAAUUUAAAUGAUAUUUUCUUGUGUUCCUUCUACCCUGCAGGACCAUGCAGAGAAGGAGAAGGUUCAGGAGGCCAGCAGACCUGGGGUCAGUCUGGUUUCCUACCGGCCCUUCUUCAGGGAGCUGGACAUGGAGGUGCUCAGUGUGCUACAGUGUGGCCUGCUCUCCCGCUCUCUGCUGGACAGUGAGCUCCACAGCAAGGUAGGACACCACCCAGCCCAGAGCCUACACACCGUACACCAUCAGGGUUGGGCUCUAAUUCCAUUUGAACUCCGCCAAUUAAUGAGUUGAAUGGAAGUUCAAUUACUGAAUUGAACAAUCAUAGUAAAGGUGUUAGGCAAUUAUCACAUUCUCUGAAUUUACUCAGUUAACGCCAAAUUGGCCCCAACCGUGUACCCUGUAUGUGUCUCAUACACAUUCAAAUAAAGCCAGGGACACUAGCUAGAAUCCCUCCAAUGUCUCUGUGUGCUGUAAAGAGAUGCUGUGGUCUUGUGCAGGUGCGUGAGGAGGUGCAGCUGGGCCCAGCAGAGUUAGUCUUCCUGCUGGAGGAUAUGUGGCGCAAACUGGAGUUCAGUCUGACAGCUGCCCCUGCCAAGAGAGCCCCAUUCUUCAAGGUAGGACACACACACACUGUGUGUGUUGUGUGAGUCAUAACAUAAGCUUCUCUUUCAUCUUCCAUAUUGUCUCCUGGCUGCAGGGAAAGACAGACAAGAGCGUGGGUUUCUCCCACUUGCAGCAGAAGAGCCCUAAGGACAUCGCUGCCUGCUGUGUCCAGCUGCUGCCCACUCUCUGCACCCACCUGGAGAACUGCCACAAUCACUUCCAGGUGCACACACACAGCUUCAUGUUUUUUUUGUUGCCAGGCACACAUUUAGCUAAUUGUUGUAGUGUCCCUCUUUGUGACCGUCUUUCCUGCUGUGUACAGACUCUUCUGUCUGAGAACCAGGGGGUGGUGGAUGCCCCAGGCCUGGAUGUGAGGGAGCACCAGCUGCUGUCCUCAGCCUACCAGCUCCUCCUACAGGUUCUACACACCACCUUCAGCUGGUCAGUCACACCUGGACACAACACCACCUGCACACUCCUGCCUUUCAGGACAGUAUCCUCACCUUCAAGGAAAUUACAAUUACUCUGGGUUUGGCAACUGUGGUCCCGGAGAGGUUGGUGUUGUUUUGUUCCAGCCCGGCUCUAACAUACCUGAUUCAACAUAUGUGAAUCAGGUGUGUUAGUGGGCUGCUACAAUGCCUGCCCACACUGUCUCUCCAAGAUCAGGUUUUUCCAUCCUUGGGCUAUCUCUAUGGAUCUGGUACUGUAGCCUACAGUCCUGUCAGUUGUAUCAGUAGCUCUUGUGAAUCACUCUUGUCAGGUCUGGUUUCUCCCAGCCAGAGCACCGUGGCCUGCUGAAGAGGACUCUGGGAGUGUUGGCUGACCGCCUGAAAGAGGGAGGGCCUGAACUGACCAUGGACCAGCUCAUCAAGUGAGUGGAGAAACAUUCCCUGUCAGCUCUAGGUGAAGUGUGUGUGUGUGUGUGUGUGUGUGUGUGUGUGUGUGUGUGUGUGUGUGUGUGUGUGUGUGUGUACACAGUAUGCUAAAGCUGUUCUCCCCUAUCUAUGGUCUUCAGACACAGCUUUGAGUACCUGCUGAACUUCCGCAGCACGGUUCCCAGCCUCAGCAUAGCUCUGUGUCUCUCCCAGCUGCUCAGCACUGUGGCUGAGAGAGGAGGGCACCAGGCUACAUACAGGGAGCAGACUGGUGAGACACACACACGCUCCAUCAAUUUCUAUAGGAUUGAUGCAACAGUGAAAUAGACUUUAUCAGGAUCAAUUCUAUGACAAUCCAGUGAAUUCUGAAGAUUUAUUGAUAUUCUGAAAAGUGGCAUUUAUUUUCGAUGAGGAUCAGCUCAUCAUAGAACGGUCUCUCCCUCUAGUAACCCUAGCCCGGCGGUUCCUGUGCCAGGAGUGGGUGACUACCAGCGGAGACAGAGAGAAAGGACCCAAACACAACGAGACUCUCCAAGCUCUCCUCAGGUGUGUCUCACAAGGAUUCACUGAUCAUGUAGAGCAGAUUAAUAAAUUAAAAGGAUACUUCGGAAUUUGGCAAUGAGGCCCUUUCCCUACUUCCCCACAGUCAGAUGAACUCGUGGAUACCAUUUUUAUGCCUGCAUGCAGUUUGGAGGAAGUUGCUAACUAGCGCUAGUGCAAUUGCUAACUGACUUCCAGUCAUUGCGCUUGUUAACAUUGGCUUACGAAACUACCUCUAACUUCCUUAAUACUGGACGCAGAGACAUGCAAAUGGUAUCCACAAGUUCAUCUCACUCUGGGGAAGUAGAUGCAUCCCGUUAAGUAUCCCUUUAAGGUGGCCAUGGCAUGUCAGUAUACUGCAGACACUGGAAAGGGUCAUUUACUCUAUAGGGGAGUCCCAACAGUCUUGUAACCUCAUUUAUUCCAGCUCUUCUACUGCUAUUGUGGUUGCCAUGCUCCCAGUGGCUGUAAGGUGAAUGAAAAUAUUAAUGGUGUUCAUGAUGUUCAUUCCCUCCUCUCCUCUACACUCCCCUUCUCUGUAGUAUUUACCUGGAGCACACUGAUGAUGUUCUGAAGGCGGUGGAGGAGAUAGCUGGAGAGGGCAUCCCUGAGCUCCUCAACGCAGCCAAAGACGCCAGCUCUAGAACUUGGCCCACUCUCAACAGGUAGGUGCUGGGACACACUGUACUACUACCACUAUCUCUCCUGACCUCUACAUACGAGGGCAUUCAGUGACCCCCUGUCUGCCUUUGUUCACCUCUUUCUUUCUCUCUUGUCCCUCUCUCUCUAGGCUGACGUUCCUGGUCUUCUAUAAGGGGAUGAUGGGAGAGCUGGAGAAGGCUGUAAGGAAGAUUCCCCCUGGCAGAAACAGCGACAGUGCUGAGGUACACUGUUAUACAACUGGACGCACAUUCACAGACAAAAGCAGAGGAACUGCCAGUGGAGCUAGGUGGUGCUAGUAGCCAUCGUGCAGUGACUAUGAUACACUUAUGUGUGAUUGCAUACAUUCAGCAAGCAUUUGUGUGUGAUUUAUAAAGUUACAUUAUUAACCCUUUGCUGUGUCCAGGUGAAGAGUGAGAAGCUGCUGACGUGGAACCUGGCUGUCAGAGACUUCCACAUCCUGGUCAACCUGGUUAAGGUACUGAGACUGUUUACACUGGGAGCUAGUCAUGAAUGGGUUAACCCUUAUUCAAACAAAUGAUGUCUACUAUGUGUUAUGAUUGUUCAAUUCACUUUGGAAGAUGCAUGGCUGGAAAUAGCGUUUAAAUUACUAUGCCCACACUAAACGACAAUAGGGCCAGGACAAUACCAGUAUUGGAAUAUUUUUUCCAUGACAAAAAUGAAAACACGAAGCAGACCAAACUCUUUGGUCCUACCGUAAGUCAAAUAUUGUGUACUAUAGCUUGGAAAAUAAAUAAAUGUGACGCUGGAUGACAACAUAUUGUUUGUUUGCAACAUUAGGGCUGUUUUCCUAAAUCAGCUCUGUUUUGUUUCCUUGCCAAGAUACUAACGAGUAUCGCGAGACUGGUAUUGUCCUGGCCCUAAACGACAAGCAUGUCAACAUGUAUUCCCCUGGGUGUUCUGCCUCUCCAACACACUCUGGAUGGAGGGAGAUUAAGACAUCUGUCAUGCUCUGCUGGCUCCAUGCCCAGUGUGUACGUGUGUUUGGUGUGUGUGUGUGUGUGUGUGUACGCGUGUGCAGGGCUGUGUGUGCAUGUGGAUUGGCUCUCUGCUGGCUGGCUUUGGGUGUUGAGAAGCUAGAAGUAAUGUGUUCUCCUUCAUCUUUCCUCGUCAGGUGUUUGACAACAGACCAGUGCUCAAUGUGUGCCUGAAGGUGAGUCUCAGUACAUUGGCAUUUGCUCUGCCUGCCACAGUGUCAGACACAUUCCAUAACUAAUUAUAUUAAUUGUAUUUUUAUGUUGUUGUCAUUGUUGCUAGUAUGGCCGUCUUUUCCUGGAGUCUUUCCUGAAGCUGGGGAUGCCAUUGUUGGAUUUCAGUUUUAAAAAGCACAAGGUACAAGCCAAAAGACUGAGGGAAAAAUACUAGAGAGAAUGGUUUAUUUCAAAUUCAAUAAGGAAACAUUACAUGGUGUCAAUAGCAGCUCAUGCUGAAUUAUUUGACACCAUUUAUAAUAGUCAUAAAUACUAGAGCCCUGCACGGGCAUUAAUUUUAAUCCUGAGCCCUACCCAUGCCCGCAUCGUUCAGGCCCUACCCUACCUAGGCCCAAUUGCUUCUGCCAAAUUAAAGGCCCUGCCCAAAAUCAGAAAUAGCUUCCUCCAUUAGUAAAUCCAUUAGCUGCUCCUCUCUCUGUCACUCGCUCCCUGCGCGCUGCUCGCUCUGCUCAUGGCGGCUCUGAAUCUGAGUAACCAUAGCAACGGCUCUGCUUGGGCUUCUCUGCUCAAUGAAGAGACAUGAGAUAGCUGUUAGCUACUUUUCAUCACUGAACUCAAGGAGCAUUAUUUUCUGUCUUAUAUUUGAUAAGGUUGAAGCACUUAUGAUCCAUGUUAUGAUCUUAGUCAGAUAUGACUGUACUACGCAGCAGAGCACAAACAAAUGGCUCAGCUUUAAAAUGUUAGUGAUCAGUUUAGUGAUACCCGAGCCCUGCCUGUACCCUAGUUAUUGAUGAAAGAACAGGGCCUAACCCCAAUGUAUAAUGUUGGGGCCCGUCGGGCUCGGGUCGGGUAGCAGAGCUCUAAUAAAUAGACAAGAAAUCCAUCAACACAAUAAAAUCUACAACUUUAAAAUAGUCAGUUGUUCAGUGUAAUUUGGUGUGACUGUGUGUCCACUCUGUCUCAGGAGGAUGUCCAGAGCCUGCUGAAGACCUUCCAGCUCAGCACCAGGCAGCUCCACCACAUGUGUGGACACUCCAAGGUACAACCCAGCCUCCCAACACUGCUCCUGUCCUCUCCACAGAAACCUGUGUGGAUGAAAUAUGUGUGAAUGACGCUAGCCAACAUAUAUCAGUGAAGUCUUGAUUAUGAGGAUGUGUGUGACAUGAAAAGGCAUGUUUUGUCGUACUAUUUGUGUGUGGUGACCUGUGGUGUUGUUUCCCAGAUCCGCCAGGACACCACCUUGACCAACCACGUGCCAGCCCUGAAGAAGAGCCUGGAGCAGUUUGUGUACAGAGUGAAGGCCAUGCUCACCCUCAACCACUGUCAGGAGGCCUUCUGGCUGGGUAACCUCAAGAACAGAGACCUCAAGGUACUGGCUGCCGCACUGGGGGGCAUCAUGUGUGUGUGUGUGUCAAGGGUGAAAUUGUGGUCUAUAUAUUGGGGGGGACAAAUAGUAGAUGGGGGGUCCUACCAGUAAUAUUUAUUUUGACACUUUAAAACAAAUUUCCUGCAAUUCUACACAGUUUGAUAUUACUUAAUAUGCCUCUCUUUGAAAACACAUUUAAGUGGAAGGAUAAGUUUACAUUUUUUGUCAUUUAGCAGGCGCUCUUAUCCAGAGCGACUUACAGUUAGUGAGUGCAUACAUUUUCAUACUGGCCCCCCGUGGGAAACGAACCCAAAACCCUGGCGUUGCAAGCGCCAUGCUCUACCAACUGAGCUACAGGGACUAAGUCAUUAAUGAAGGUAUUUCAAGGGAAAUAUUAAGAAGACACAAAAGAUGAAGACUGAGUUUUAUGACAUGACCCGCCAAACCGCGCUUCUUAACACCCGCUCACUUAACCCGGAAGCCAGCUGCACCAAUGUGUCGGAGGAAACGCCGUUCAACUGACGACCGAAGUCAGCCUGCAGGUGCCUGGCCUGCCACAAGGAGUCGCUAGAGCAAGAUGAGCUAAGUAAAGCCCCCCCCCCUGGCAAAACCCUCCCCUAACCCGGACAACGCUGGGCCAAUUGUGCGCCGCCCUAUGGGACUCCCGGUUACGGUAAUGAUACAGCCUGGGAUCGAACCCCAGGCUGUAGUGACGCCGCAACUAUGCGAUGCACCACUCGUGAGGCCGGAAAGUUUUUCUUUGUAAUGACAGAAACGCAGACGACUUGGUACUGUUUUGGUGCAUUCGUUUUAGCCUGCCAGGGAUGCCGGGUCAGCGCCAGCGGUGUUUUCAUCUCGUUAAACUCGAUCGAGCAGCCCAAAAAUAAUUCCAGCCAAUGGGGAAAACCAGAAAGAACUCACCAUCUUUUCUUCUUCAAUCUGAGCCAGAGCGCUCUGACCCAAUGAGAAUUGGGGGGCACCAAGGGUGGCCAAUCAUAUUUCAGGGGGGGCUGGUAGCCACCCCUCACCCCCCCCUGACUGAAAUGAGUGGGGAAGGGGUGUGAAUAGACAGUGACUGUCUAUAGGCUGAGCGGAGUAGAGGCAGCACCUACAUUUGAACACAUUUUGACAUGCGUCAGAGAGAGAAUUUGCAGUUUUAUAAUGCUAUUUUACACAUUUUGUCAUGAGGUUAAGAAAAUUGUGCAGUUUAAAGCUAAUUUCCUGCAAUUCUACAUAUUCUGCCAUGGGGCAGAGAGAAACAUUUGCUGUUUAAUAGCUCAUCUCAGGCUAUUCUUCACAUUUUGCCAUGAGGAUGAGAGAACAUUUUGCAGUUUAAAGCUAAGUUCCUGCUAUUCUACACAUUUUGUCAUAGCAUAUGAACACGUCAUAAGCAAUCUGGGCCCCCAACCAAAAUAAUAAUAAAAAUAAAAAAGUAUUGAUUUUAAAUAAUUGUGGGGGAUGAAUCGACCUGUUCUGAAUAUUGGGGGGGACAUGUCCUCCCAUCCCCCGUAGCAAUUUUGCCUAUGGUGUGUGUAUGUGUGUGUGGCCUCACAUUGUGGGGUCAGACAGAUGCCUUUGUGUUGCAGGGUGAGGAGAUCCUCUCUCAGCGCUCACAGGGGAGUGAUGAAGAGGAGGAGGAGGAGGAGGAGGAAGGCUCCCCGCUGCCUCAGGAGCAGUCAGAGGAUGAGGUACUGGCCAUAAUCUACUUUUAAAGCUACUGUAUUGAGUUAAAUGUAAUUGCUAAAAUAAUUUAUCUUUGCUACAUCUUUGAUUUAAAACACAAUGUUCUAAAUUCCCAUAAGGAAAAGAGACAGAAGCUAUUUUGUGGCGUUUUAUAACCUUUAAUUUUCUGCAAGCUUUCUGUCUGUUGUAAUCCCAAGAACAGGUAGAUUUGUUGAGGAUCCUUAUGUAACAUUGAGGUUUACAGGCAGCUGAUAGGGAAAUGGGCAGCUGUGUGUGGAACACUGGGCUGUUAAGAUAAGGUGUACUGUUUCAGUUCCUGGCUAAUUAUUACUGGCAAGAUCUAUGAAACAACAGUGAGGCAGGUUCAGGAGCACAGAGCCCUGCUGUUAGACAGCCCUCUAGUCUACACUAAUGGGGGGAUUUGCUGUACAGCAGUGUUUCCCAAGUCCAGUCCUCGAGUACCCCCAACAACACACUUUUUUGUUGUUGUAGCUCCAGACAAACUCACCUGAUUCAACUCAUUGAUGGCUUGAUGAUUCGUAGACAAGUUGAAUCAGGUGUGCUAGUCCAGGGCUACAACAGAAAUGUGUGCUGUUGGGGGUAGGACUGGAUUUGGGAAACUGCUGUACAGUAACCCUUUAAAACACUGCUCUGUUUGUUUAUCACACAGAGGUACUUACCUAGCUUAAUCUGCUUGCAAAGGGAGAUGUUUUACAGCCCAAUGCCCUGCUGUGGCAGAAUCACCAGAGAUUUAGAAUUUGUCCUGUUUCUUUCAGGCCCAGGAAAGCGACUCCGAUGGGAGGAAGAAUGGCAACCGGAAGGAAGAGGGGGACGAUGAUGAAAUCACAGAUGACUUGGAUGAU